AUGGAAAGUAUGGAUACAGCAGCCGAGGGAAAUAAGGCCCAGGUUAUCAGCCAAGAGAAGUCUCUACAGGAGGAGACUAAAAGCCAAGAUAAUGCGAUAUGUGAAAACAUUCUCAGAAAGCUUUCUUUGAUUCAAAUACUCGUUGAUUUCUCAAAUUCAAACUCUGAAAAAGAUUUGCUGAAGGGACAAUUCUAUUUGAAUUUUAAGGACGCUAAAUAUGAAAACCUUGCACGAAAUUUCAAGUCUCAAAAGUGUUGUGACAUAGACCAGUUCAUUUUAAAGAUGAGCAAGAGUAAAAACAAGGAUUUUGUGGAUUUCUUAAGGUCCUCAUUCCCAAAUAGAACUAAUUAUCUCAGCGUUUGGGCCUACAGUGGAAUGUGUCUGGAUAGGUCUAAUUACUUCAACUUGCUGAUCAGCCUCAGCUCCAGAGUUUUUCACACAGUAGAAUUCGAAAGUUUAGAUCUUCACCUUAGACAAUUAAAGAGGUUGAUAGCAGCUUACAGACAUGUAAGAGUCCUGAAAUUAUCAACUUGCAAACUGGGAGUUCCAAAUGUUCCUGAUUUUUCAAAGACUCUUACGAGAUGUAGAAUCCAAUCGCUGUGGUUACUAUUUACAGGAGGUUCUUAUUCAAGUGAUUAUAUGAGCAACAUCAAUCAGUUCAAGAACUUAAUCCAAGGGCUAGUAAGUUCCCCGGAUUUAAGAUUGAGCCUAAGAAAAGUACACAUUAAGGGUUGCGUAAUGGAAAAGGACAAAAUUGAGAAGAUUUUUGUAGAACACAAGUUUAGAAAAGUUAAAGUAAUUGGUGGGAAAUAAAUUGGUGUCAAAUGA
Molecule: messenger RNA, 828 nt
Organism: Moneuplotes crassus
Lineage: Eukaryota; Ciliophora; Spirotrichea; Euplotida; Euplotidae
Source: the annotation of a GenBank genome assembly